AUGCUGGGCCUGCCAUCGUCGCACCAAGGCGCUGCCGUGGGGCAUGCACAAGGUGCUGCCGUGGGGCAUGCACAAGGCGCCGGUGUGACCAGUGGGGCCCACGAAGGCGCGGACGAGAGGCAAGCUGAUGGCUCUUUUGAGACUCAAUGCUUGGGAUUGAGCACUCAUGGCCGUUUGGCGCCUAUGACUUGUGUUGUGGCGGGUGCUGCUUCUGAUGUCGCUUUGCAUGCUAGCUGCCCAUUCCAGGGUGCUUCCAUUCCCCCUCCCAUGAGUGCAUCUCAGCACUCCUGCUUAUCCUCUGCCGCCGUCCUCCCUCCUGCGCGUCCUCCGAACUAUCUUCAUCUUCAGCAGCAGCAUCGCAUGCCCCCCCGUGCCACCUCUCGCCCUCCACCUCCCAUGGGUCGUGGGACCAGUGGUAGAGGUGGUGGGACUUUCUUGGGUGGAAAUGAUGCGAGUGGAAUUGUGCUGCUGGCGCAUGUGAGGGUGCCCUUAUCCGCGCUGCACGUGGUGCUGCUAGUGGCGCGCCCGUCUCUCCUGGCGCGCUGCCUCACUGCCUUCGCAGGGAUCAUCUGGGGGCCACGACCCUGGCGCUUGGGGGCGCGCGAGGACGACAGGCGAGGGGAGAGGGGAAGGGGGGCUGAGUGGGGGAGGGCGGAUGGGCAUGGUGACGGCAUGGAGAGGGAGGGAGGGGGCCGCAGGUGUCGACUGCUCCUGUCAAACAGUAUGAUCCCCCCUCUCUUGCCCCUUGCCUACUUUCCAGCGUGUGCCUUCCAUCCCUCUCUUGCACCUCUUUCUGAGAGUUUGUUCCUUCUCCCCAUUGGGUGGGCGAUUGAACAGGGGCGGAUCGAGGGAGACGGUGAGGGUGAGAUGGAGGGAGAGGCAGGGGGACACACGAGCGUGCAAGAGCACGAGCAGGUGCCUCUUGCAGCAACUCCUCCUCCCAUCACACCCGUUGCUUCCUCACCCAUGCCAUGCCUCCCUGCACUUGCUGCCACCACACGCACACACCAACCCUGCACGGCUCUCGCCCCUUUGCCUGCAAACCCCGCACCGCCUGUGGGUGGACCUCCCGUGGCUGUUCCACACACCCCACCACCUUCACCACUUCCCAUCUCCGCGCCGCCAUCAUCACUUACACUCUUGACAGCAGAAUCUGAUGCAGCAGCACCAUCUCGGCGACCGCACCACCACCCUGAUCUCAAACCAGUCAACGAGCAGCAACCACACCGAAUGCAUUCCCAACGAUUCCCUCACUGCUCUUCCUCUCUGCCAUCGCACACAUGCCAUCCUCUCCCCCACCUGCCCAUCGUGCUGCCAGCAUCACCAUGCGUGCCGCACGUGGGCCUGGCACAGCAGCUCAGCGUGGUGGCGUGGGAGCGCGUGCUGGCGGCCAUGGCGGAGGGCAGGCAAGUGGAUGCCGCCCUCUGGAUGACCUGCCAGGCGCUCCUUGCUGCCACCCUUGCUGCUGGCUCCAUGCUGGGCAGGUGCUUGUGA
Messenger RNA from Closterium sp. NIES-65, 1494 nucleotides. The record is from the annotation of a GenBank genome assembly. NCBI's taxonomy places the organism in Eukaryota, Viridiplantae, Streptophyta, Zygnematophyceae, Desmidiales, Closteriaceae.